AUGUUUAAAAUUUUUAUACUCUUUGGGACGUUGAUUAUCGUACAAAAAGUGUCAGCACAAGGAAGCAGUUUAUAUCUGCCACCAGAAAAAAAUGGAUACGACUAUCCUCAACCACCCAAUCAACCAAAUAAGCCAAGCAUUCCUGGAAACCCUAAACCUCCUUCAAAUGAAGCACACGAGCCAGGAAUGCCUUUCGAUUUCCAGUAUGCCGUGAAUGAAAUAGACACGACAAAUCAAAACGUGGAUUUCGCACAUACUUCAAAUUCUGAUGGCGAUCUAACAAAAGGCGAAUACAAAGUUGCCUUGCCUGAUGGCCGUAUACAGGUUGUUAGAUAUACAGCAGACUGGAAAAACGGAUAUAAUGCAGAAGUAUCAUAUGAGUAA
Molecule: messenger RNA, 384 nt
Organism: Chironomus riparius
Lineage: Eukaryota; Metazoa; Arthropoda; Insecta; Diptera; Chironomidae
Source: the annotation of a GenBank genome assembly